GCUGACGGGGGGCGGGGGCGGCCCUGGGAAGGAGGGCUGGUCUCCUGGCCCCCCGCCCCUCCCCUUACUCUCCCCUGGACUUGGAUGGGCCCGAGUUGGGGGCAACACCCCGGGGUGGGUGAUGCUGAAUGGCCCCGCCAAGAUUGGGCCCUGGUUAAUGCAUGCGGGGUGAGGGUCGCGGUGCACAGAAUUUAUGCAACCUGGGGUGCUGGCCCAUGUGCUUACCCUGGAUGCUUACUUAAUCUACUGAGUAAUGUUCUGGCGGAGGGGGAGCGGGGCAGAGCUUUGCAAGACAGGAUGGCAUUGGGGCUUUCCAGCUCUCACAGAACCUUCAGCAUCCCCAGCUGCCGGUCUUGGCAUCUUCGAAGUAAGGAGAGUUUUAGAUGCUUCUGGAUGUUCAAUGCUAGCACCUUUACAGACUGGAGCAGCUCGAUUUUCUUCGUAUUUACUUUCAAGAGCAAGAAAAGUGCUGGGCUCCCACUUAUUUUCUCCCUGUGGUGUUCCGGAGUUCUGCUCCAUAUCCACCAGAAAGCUGGCGGCCCACGGCUUUGGCGCAUCCAUGGCGGCAAUGGUGUCCUUCCCUCCCCAGAGGUAUCACUACUUUUUAGUGCUGGACUUUGAGGCCACGUGCGACAAGCCACAGAUUCAUCCUCAGGAAAUCAUCGAGUUCCCCAUCCUAAAGCUAAAUGGCCGGACCAUGGAGAUUGAGUCUACCUUUCACAUGUAUGUCCAGCCUGUAGUCCAUCCACAGCUUACCCCAUUCUGUACAGAGCUCACCGGGAUUAUUCAAGCCAUGGUGGAUGGUCAGCCAAGCCUGCAGCAAGUGCUGGAGAGGGUCGAUGAAUGGAUGGCGAAGGAAGGCCUCUUAGAUCCAAACGUCAAGUCAAUUUUUGUCACCUGUGGAGACUGGGACUUAAAAGUCAUGCUCCCAGGCCAGUGCCAGUACUUGGGCUUGCCAGUGGCGGAUUACUUCAAGCAGUGGAUUAAUCUGAAAAAGGCUUACAGCUUCGCCAUGGGCUGCUGGCCCAAGAAUGGACUUCUAGACAUGAACAAGGGCCUCAGCCUGCAACACAUAGGCCGGCCCCACAGCGGCAUUGGGUCUGCACUGGCCUGCCUGGAUAGUGCCUGGGGAGAGGGUGCUGGCUCCUUCCUUCCUGAGCUGACCCCCUUGGAGCCCCAGAGACAUCUGAGGAAUUGGUUCUUGCCAGACACCAGACUCUUCUUCAGUAGCAACCAUAGAUGGAAGAAUGGCUAGAUGGAUGGACGACUGCAAGAACAUUGCCAACAUCAUGAAGACACUCGCCUAUCGAGGCUUCAUCUUCAAGCAGACAUCGAAGCCGUUCUGAUUGGCCGAGGACAGGAUGGGGCAGGACAGGGUAGCUGUUUGGCCCAGCCCAGAAUCCUCCUCUCCCUCACCAGAGGGGAAGAGGGAGAGUGGCAUAGCUCUGUGUCCAGAGUGUCCCCAGCUGCCCUGUGGGCUCAUGCCCUUGGCGUGGGCUUGUGCCCUUGCAAGGGCUUGGCCACUUGGCCCUUCUGGAGCAGACACUUUGUGCCCCCCAUCCCCACCCCUCAAUCUCAGCCCAGUAUCAGCCCCUCCCAUUGCGGGCCUGGGCUAGGGGGACCCAGGCACUCACCGCCUCCUCCCUGGUACACAGGCUUCUGUGGGGCCACCAAGCCCCCCCUGUGCCCCCUCCCAUCCAUAGUGCAUGGUGUGUGGUGCCCCCAGGGCUCCAGGACAGAUCAGGCCCCACCUUGUGUCUACCCCCAUCCCCGCUGUGAACGUGCCACUGAAUAAAGUCGGGGAAACGAG
This is a messenger RNA of Pan troglodytes (chimpanzee), 1810 nucleotides long. It is a transcript of the gene ERI3, whose product is annotated as ERI1 exoribonuclease family member 3. Gene Ontology annotation, molecular function: nucleic acid binding; 3'-5'-RNA exonuclease activity. The record is from RefSeq and is a predicted model, not a curated record. Bases 254 to 1255 code for a protein of 333 amino acids. Lineage: Eukaryota; Metazoa; Chordata; Mammalia; Primates; Hominidae. The transcript is spliced from 10 exons.